This is a messenger RNA of Drosophila busckii, 4136 nucleotides long. It is a transcript of the gene Isha, whose product is annotated as SR-related and CTD-associated factor 4. Bases 127 to 3945 code for a protein of 1272 amino acids. Gene Ontology annotation, cellular component: nucleus. Gene Ontology annotation, molecular function: RNA binding. Lineage: Eukaryota; Metazoa; Arthropoda; Insecta; Diptera; Drosophilidae. The record is from RefSeq and is a predicted model, not a curated record. The transcript is spliced from 9 exons.
GUGAAAAACUCAAGUAGAAAUUGUGUGAAACGCUUUUAAAUAGUUGCAAAAGUUGAAUUAUACUUUAUAUAGUAUGCAAAUUUGAAUAUUGUGCGUGCGUGUUGUGUGUGAACAUCGAAUUCGACUAUGGAAACGGUUGUCGCCUUCAAUAAUGAGCUCUCCGGGCUCUACGACAGCCGGCCGCCGAUAUCCAAGGCGAAAAUGGCCGCCAUCACUAAGUCGGCAAUGCGUGCAAUUAAAUUUUACAAACAUGUCGUGCAGAGUGUCGAAAAGUUUAUACUUAAAUGCAAGUCAGAGUACAAAGUGCCGGGCUUGUAUGUCAUCGAUUCAAUAGUGCGCCAGUCGCGGCACCAAUACGGAACGGAGAAAGAUGUGUUUGCACCCCGCUUCCAGCGCAAUCUACCGGAAACCUUUGCCAAUCUGUUUCGUUGUGCACCCGAGGAUAAAAGUCGCAUUAUACGUGUGCUUAAUCUGUGGCAGAAAAACAAUGUCUUCAAAUCAGAAGUCAUACAGCCCAUAUUCGACUUGGCAGAUCCCAAUCAUCCUAUUUACCAUCAAAUGAUGGCAGCCAACAAUGCUGGUGCAGGUCCCAGCGGAAGCGGUGGCGGUCAUAACAUGUCUGACAUUUCUGGUGGCAACGCAGCUAAUGGUCUGAAUGCCUCUGGUUUAAGUAACUUGGAUCUAAGCGCAGCAGAAGAUAAGAUGGGUGGUGCUAUGCCAGAUCUAUCGGUGAGACAGCCCGUAGCUUUAGCAUUGUGCGCCCACUCACAGCUUAGCCAUGAAAAAUGCUCCAGCUCCAGUCGGCGGCACAUGGAGCAACAUUAUAUGAAACGUUCGCAUCAACAUAAUAUUAGCAUGUCUAUGUCAGCUUCCAGUUCAAAGAGAGAGAGUCGUUUUGAGAACAGCAACAGCAGCAAAUCUCAUCACCAUAAGUACAGCAAGAGUACACAUGAUCUAGACUAUGACAUGCGUGACUUUAUAGACGAAGACGACGGAGAUAUGGGAGAUGAUCAUCACUUUAUGGGCGAUGAUAGUCCACCAGGCUCAACAAAUUUGUUAGACAACAACAACUUGAAGCAGCUGCUAAAUGAUCCCAAUGUGCUGCGUCAACUGCAAACAUUGCAAAAUUUUCAAAAGUUCAAGCAGGAGGAAAACCAAAAACUACGCUAUCAGGAUGACGCACUGCAGCAACACUUGCAAAAUGUGCUCAAGGGUACAGCAGGAAUGCCGCCGGGCAUGGUCAUGAAUAUGCACAAUGAUGGGACGGACAUGAACAAGGAUGUGGAGUUUAUAUCGGAGCAGCAGCCAAUUGAGGUUAUCAAUCUGGAUGGCAAUGAUUCGCGUAGUCCUACACCCGAUCGUGAUCGCUACAAGCGCAGCCGACGCAGCAGCCGAAGUAGGUCCCCUCGCAAUCGUGGCGGAGGUGGUGGUGGCGCCAAUGAUCGUGACCGUGGACGGCGACGCAACUCUCGCUCACGAAGCCGCUCUCCACGUUCCAGUCGUAGACGUGGCUCACGUGACCGAGAUCGUAUGGAGCGCAGCAAUCGAGAUAAGGAACGUGAUCGUGAGCAUGAGCGCGAACGCCGCAAAAAGGGAUUACCUGAAAUUAAGAAGGAACAAUUGAGUGUGUGCAGCACGACGCUGUGGGUGGGUCAUCUCUCUAAGCUGGUAUGCCAAGAAGAGUUGUCAGAUACUUUUGGUGAAUAUGGCGAUAUCGUGAGCAUCGAUCAGAUUGUGCCCAGGGGCUGCGCCUUUAUUGUCAUGAAUCGGCGCCAGGAUGCGCACAAGGCUAUGCAAUCGCUAAAGAAUCACAAGCUGCAGGGCCGCGCCAUUACCAUCUCUUGGGCCGCUGGCAAGGGUGUCAAGAGCAAGGAGUGGAAGGACUUCUGGGAUCUGGAACUUGGCGUUACGUAUGUGCCUUGGAAUAAGCUUAGUGUAGAUACGGAUCUGGAUAGCCUAGAGGAAGGCGGCAUGUUUGAUGAGGACACCAUGCCCUCUUGGAUGAAGCAGAAAAUCAAUCAGGGCAAAAAUGUGAAGGACAACAAGGCACACACCACCGAUAUGAGUACGGCACCGCCUGUAGCACCACCCAGCUUGCUGUUUGGCAUUGACACCACACAACCGCCGCCAGUGGCUCCCCAAGCGCACGGAGCACCGCCUGCUGCUCUUAUACGCGGACAGUUCCCAAUGGGUCCUCCACCCCCACUAAUGGGUCAAUAUCCGGGUCAGUUUCCAAAUCAUCCCAUGGGCGGCGUAGGCAUGCCGCCCAAUAUGGUGCCGGGCAUGCCACCGCCAAUGAUGAUGCCAACCAAUAUGAUGCCAGGUUUUCCUGGCAUGGCUGCGCCGCCACCACAUCCCAUGGGACUUCCGCCCGGUGCACAGUUUCCGCCUCCAGGCUCAGUGCCGCCUCCAAUGUCGGCUGCGGGCCCAGCUGCGAGCAAUGUAAGCGACGAUCAAAUGGACAUAGAAAUGGAGCUAGAGGAUGCAGCGCCAGCGGUACCUGCGCCACAGCAGCAGCCGCCCAACUUCAAUCAGCCGCCACCCAUAUUUGGAGCUGGACCAGCAAAUAAUGUGGAUGCAGCAGUGGCAGUAACGGGCAAUGAACUGCACUUCCAGCGUGAACGCCCUAGAGGUCCAAGUGGAGCUGGCUCGCGAUGGAGUAGUCGCGAUGACGUCGCUGAAGCAGCAGAGCGCUGGCGCAAUGAGAAUGGCGGGGGUGGAGGACCGCCAGCUAUUGGUGGUGGCUUUAAUGAGGCACGCGCGCGUCUUAAUCUUAACACCAUGGAUCAAGGGAAUAUGCCACCACGGCCCGAUUUCAUGGGUGGCAUAGAUUUUGAUAAUCGUGGACCGCGGGGCAUGGGCCCAGGACCACGCAAUCAUAAUGGCAGCGGGGCAGGUGGAGGUGACUUCUUCCAACCGAAUAUGAAUCAAAAUCGCUUCAACCAACCUACGAGCUUGAUGCAAAUGCGCAUACCGCCACCCGUGGCGUUUAAUCAACGCAUGGGCGGACCAAGUGGCGCAGGCAAUGGUGUGUCUCCCAUGUUUAUGCGUAAUCAAGGUGGCGGAAACGGCGGUAGACAGCAGGGACCUGGUUUCUUCAACACACGCAAUCCGUUUAAUGAUGGUCAACGGAAUCGAAGCGGCGGGCGUGGCUUGGGACGUAGCGGUCGCUGGAGCGAUGAUGAGGAUGAUAAUGGCAAGAACAUCAACAAUAAUAAUAACAAUAACAACAAUUUUAAACGUGGCCCUACCAAUCGCAAUGCGCGGGGUGGUCGUGGUGGACAGCGCAGCGAAGAGCGUGAACGCGUUGGUAACAAUAGACGUGGCUCCAGAGAUGAGAGCAGUCGCAACUCUAUAAGCUCUACAGAUGAAAACGCCGCAGCCAAGCCAGCUGAAGCAAUAAAAGAGGCGCCCGUUGCUGCCAAGAGUGAACAGGUUGCGGAAGUUUCGACCAACGCAAAAUCAUCACCGAUAGCAACUGAAGAGGAUUGGGAUCGCGAGCUGCAAGAGUACGAUGCGAGAAUGGAGGCGCAACGAGCUGCUGAAUUAGCUGCUGCUGAAGCUAAAACAGUACCCGAGGCUAAGGCUGUAGCUGUAGCUGAAGUUGAAGCUGAGCGGGAGACGGAUACGGACAUAUUUGCCAAGCCAGCUGUGCAAGAUACGGCUGCGACGUUCAAACCAAAGGCUGCUUCCCCUGUGUGCACUCCGCUAUAUGAUGAACUGCCACCACCUUCGGCACCCAAGCAAGCACAGCCUGAAGAGCGAUCACAGUCGCCGUCACCACCGCCUCCAAAAAGCAGAAGCCCAAUGCCAACAAUAGAAGAGCCAGCAAUAGCGUCACCAUCACCUGAAGCUGCACCUAUGGACAACUCUGCACAUGCAGAGGCACAAAAAAUCGACGCUGAUGAUGAACAGCAUGAGAGCGCGGAUGCGUCGCAGACAUAGAAGAUUGAUUGACGACAAUGACAUUGACUACGAAGGUGACCAUAACAAGCCGUACAAGCAGAAAAACUAUCGAUAAUUUAUAAUUUCCUUAUUCAUAAUAUGUUACGUAUCUGCAUUGAACACAUACUUUGCAAGGAUUUACGAUUUUACAAUUAUUUUCGCCCGCAACACAUUUCUGCUGUUACAGUUCA